AUGGAUGUGUCCCCUCCCAGCAGUGACCUUGUUUCUGAGUCUGAUGAUUCUGCACAGGCUACGGCUACUGUGCAGGCUGUCGAAAUUCUGUCUCUGCCCGAUGUUUCACUUGCAACUGUGUCCGAACCCGCGCCUACGUCGGCGACUGAUUUAGUGUCGACAGCUGUUUCGCAGACUGUGUCGGUACCGGAAUUCUCUGGUACGGUGACUGACUUCGUUGACGUGGCCGCCAGUGCUCCCGUUCCCACUGCUGCCGUGGACUCGCAGGAUUUUUUUGCGACUCCGAAACCGCGGCGUGAUGAAUUUCCGUCUCGAAGUUCUAGCAGGCAACGUGCACGCAGUGUCGGUCGGUCGCCUUCCUCAGGCAGGGGGUUUACACGACCGGACCGCAGCCCGUCUCCGGCUGACCGUACCCCCGCCGCUUCCCGGCAGUCGCGGGUUGGUCGGCAGGACUCACAACAGCGUGUCGCGCGUCGGGACCUAGACCCCGAGCGGCGGCAGUCUCAGGCUUCCGGCUCCGGCCGUCAGACACAGCAAUCACAACAUCAACAACAACAACGGCGUGCCGCUUCUCGCCAGCGUCUGCCUGACGAUCCUAACGUUGCCGAUCAGAAGCGUGAUGUCGCUGUUCGACAUUUACGAACCGUUUUAAGUCAGCAGCCCGUUGGUUCCGAUUCAGUUGUGACGGCCGACACGGCUUUGGCUGUGGCGACGCCGCAAUUGCCGACGAAACGGAAGGCCGAAGACACCCACCAGCGUCGUGUCUGUCCUUCUGCCCCCGAGCGAGUGCCGACUUCUUCAGACGUGGAGAUGCCCGCCGUUGAUCCUUUAUCGGUAGCUUCCGGUGGCGCAGAUUCUGGGACCGCGUCCACCCCCACUCCCGUCCACCCCACUGCGUGGGCGGAGGACGUGGAAGGUGUGUCGGUGACAUUCUUCGCGCUCUUCGGGGCUCGCCAAGCAGGAAUAAAUGGGAGUAUCGGCUACCUCAGCAUGACUGGAAGGUGGUGUGGAGAAACCUCGCCGCCGCCGUCAUUCCGGCCCACGUUCACGCGACGUGGUAUAAAACAGGAUUGUCCUAAACGGAAACGGCCUGCCCAGCUGCCCACUGUAGGUAAUUUAAAUGAUGCCAGCUUUGCUUCUGUGGCCGCCACGGGUUUGGGUACCGCCCCCCCCGCGCCCGCGCGCCGUGUAGCUGACGCUAACUUUGCUGCCACCCCGAUGGCUAUGGAUGUGUCCACUACCGAUAGUGACUCUGCUUCUGUGUCUGCUGUGUUAGAUUCAAUGUCUCCGGCUCCGGCUGACGGGACAACUAUCGAAAAUCUGGUAGUAACGAAUGUUUCACAAGUGACAGUGUCCGAACCCGUGCAGCAGUCGGCGCGUGAUUUAGUGUCGGAACCUGUUUCGCUGUCAGUGACAGUACCGGAACAGUCCGGUUCUUUGAUUGCCCCUGUUACUGUGCCUGCCGGUUCUCCUAAUUCCGCUGCUGCUGUGGAAUCACAGGCAUUUUUUGUAGCACCGAAACCGAGACGGGACGAACAUUCGUCUCGUAGUUCAAGUCGGCAACGUGCGCGUAGUGUUGGUCGGUCGCCUCCCUCUGAUAGGGGUCUUCCGCGACCCGAUCGCAGUCCGUCUCCGGUUGGGCGUUCCCCCGACGCCUCCCGACCGACACGACCCGGUCGGCAGGCUUCCCAACAGCGUGCUUCCCGACGGGACCUUGCCGACGAGCGGCGUUCGUCUCAGGCUCCUGGCUCUGGGCGUCAGCCCGUGGACCAACAACAACAACGGCGCGCCUCUCCUCGCCGUCAGCUGCCUGCCGAAAUCAAUGUUGCUGAUCAAAAACGUGACGUCGCUGUUCGGCACUUAAGGACUGUCUUAAGCCAGCCGGGCGCAGGCGACGACUCCGGGCAACCGACCGACACUGUUUCGGCUGUGUUGACACCGCAAUUGCCGACCAAACGUAAGGCGGAAGACACACACCAGCGUCGCGUUUGUCCUUCUGCUACUGAACGUGUGCCGGCUUCUUCUCCUGAUGUCGAGAUGUCUGUCGUUGGUCCCAUGUCGGUGGACUCUAGUGGAACGGAUUCUGGGACCGCGCCACCCCCACACCCCCCUCCCGCCGCCCCCCAGGACUGGGCGGCGGACGUGGAGGCCAGUGACGCGACUUAG
This is a messenger RNA of Schistocerca gregaria, 2166 nucleotides long. RefSeq lists its product as uncharacterized. NCBI's taxonomy places the organism in Eukaryota, Metazoa, Arthropoda, Insecta, Orthoptera, Acrididae. The transcript is spliced from 3 exons. The coding region runs from base 1 to 2166 and encodes 721 amino acids. The record is from RefSeq and is a predicted model, not a curated record.